Messenger RNA from Westerdykella ornata, 2753 nucleotides. RefSeq lists its product as uncharacterized. The coding region runs from base 424 to 2541 and encodes 705 amino acids. The record is from RefSeq and is a predicted model, not a curated record. NCBI's taxonomy places the organism in Eukaryota, Fungi, Ascomycota, Dothideomycetes, Pleosporales, Sporormiaceae. The transcript has a single exon.
GUUUCAAUUGAUUUUUCUCACAACAUUUGUCUAUCCUUUCCACGCAGUCCGCAUUGAGUUCUUUCAACGUUGGAAUCUUUUGAUGUCAGGUGACAGGAGACCCCACAAGGAUAUAUUUCAAAUCAUUCUGCAAUCUUUGUAGGAAAGAAAGAGGGCAUCCCAGGAGAAAUUGGGGAUUACCAUUCAUUAUAAUGAUGCUGGAGUGUCACGAUAUUUCCACGUGCCACCAGAUUUUCAAAAAAUGUUCCAGGGCCCCGGUCUGGGCACGCUAGGUUGGUUGCAGACCUUUCCAAAUUUGGUGCUUCGCACAGCUUCUGCUAACCUCCCCAACAGUUCUGUGACAGAGCACAAGAUGAUUUCACUACAUCGGAAGCUAAACUGCGUUGCUGCUCUAUCAUACUUCAUAUAAACGAAGGCCGCGCUAUGCGGGCCGCCCGCAUACCCACUCAGUCGUAUUCUGGACUCUUUCUUUGGCUUCUCUCCCUCUCGGGAACCUCCGGCUUUGGAACCAUAAACGAACCGAAUAUUAUCGGCCAACAUUGUGAGCAUGAGCGCAUCACUCGUGCAGCAUUUGCCUGUCCCCCAGGAAUCAGUGUCUCAGAUGGAAGAUGCUUCGAAGAGCUGAGCUUGCAUCAGUUGGCCGGCCGCUCGGGCCCUGAGGGUUAUGUCGGCACAGGAUCGAAUGGAGCCGUGGGGGCUCCCGAUAUGCUCGAUCCCGUACCAGAAGGGCCGGAAGCUCACUGCGAUAAUGCGGACUUUCUGGAUGACCCUUCUUACCCUCAAACGAGGAUGGAAGCCACGGCCCAACUGCAAGACUGUGUGAAUCAUCUGCGAGAGAGAUUCUUAGAAGGCGUUGAGGCAGCGAACAAGAUUACAGACGAAGAAUCAAGAAUUAUCAUAUCUGAAGUCGAUAUAUCCACACUAGAUUGCAGAUUCUCAUUCCCAGAGCUUCAGUCCCAUCAUUUCUCAAGAUCAAAGUGCUCUGCCAUCGAAGGUUUUGGACGGGCGUUACAUGGCAUUCAAGAUUUCUACGCCCAUAGCAACUGGGCAGACCGCUCCGAGCCGCCCUUCAGCGCAGCCAAUCCUCCAGGCUUGGAGCGGACCGACUACCCCAUCUUUCUGGACUUGCGUGCGGAAAAUGAUAUAACAGAGCAAGUUCCACACAAUUUGUCGACCGGAUGCUUUGGCGGAAUCUUCACCGAUGGACCUGUGGGAAGAGCAGGGCACCCUCUAGAGCCUGGAUCCAUAGAUUGUACUGGACGAAUCACUCACGGAACCCUCAACAAGGAUAACGGGAUUAUUGAUGCGGUAACGGGGAUGACCAGCAAACCGGGACCUAACACUCCGCGAAGCGACAUUCCUGGAAACUUCGAACGAGCAGUCCAAGGUGCCAUCAAAGAUUCGAGACGCCUGUGGCGCCACUUCAGAGAAGAAAUCAGAAGGACUUACGGCACUGAGAGAGGAAAUAUCAUGGUUUGUGCUCUAGUCCGUGAUAAUCCCAACAGAGACUGCUACGGGCGGAGAAUCGCUUUCCUACGCGAUGCACCCAAGGAUAUCAAUAGGGUGGCUGAGAUACAGAUCCCUAUUCACAGAUGGCUGCUGGAAGAGUUGGAGGGUAAGGCUCAUGAUGAAGGUCCUGACGAGGGAGGCACGCCACAAAACGCUACGAAGAGCAGAGGUUCCAGUGGUGAGCUACACGGAGUUGUAAAGUACGACGAGGACAAUGUCCUACCAGGCACCAGUCAAGGCCUCGACAUUAGCUCGGCGAUAGACGAUCUUCUAAUCCAUGCCGGCACGAUUCCAGCCAACAAGUCUGCCAUCAUUGCUCUGACCACUAAUCGUGACUUGCACCUUGGCGACAGCAUCGCAGAGGUCUGGCGGGCUGGAGAUAAAGGAGUUCGCGUACACUUAGGUCUCUUGCCACCUGCACAAACUGCUCAGCAGAGAUCGGAGGACAAGACUAUUACAGCAUUGUCCGAGGCCAGGGCGGAGGAUCUCAUGACUGCGGUGCUGCGGACAGGUGGAACAUACAGCGUGUUACACAGCCGGAGAUCUAUCCCCAGACUGCUAGAUCAUGUCAUCUCGCGUGGAUUGACGCAGUAUGACAACGCACGAGACACGGAAACAUUGCUACUACCUGGACUGUCCAUCGGAGACUACGUGACACCGGCAGCGGAACCUCGACGGUUUUCCUUCGACGCGCAUGCGUACGACAACGUCAUGGUCGCUGUUGCCCCCAUCACACCGAAUCUAGCAUUACAUGUCAGCGUCCGCCAUGUGCGCUGGAACGAAAUGAUUCGCGAGCUUAGAAUAGGCGCCGGCGGGAAUGAAACCUUCCGGGCAGAGUUCAGUGUAGCGGAUAUUCCUCGCACUGACGCUUGGUUUGAAUUGGAGGUUGCUCAUGUCGAGGGGACUGGACUGGCGGGCAGCGGAUUAUUUGAGGUCAGUAUGGAAACGGAGGUAGUCUCUGCAACCGGAGAUGGACAGAAAGCUACGAAGCCUAAUGCUCAGGGGAGAACCGGCGAACACGACGAACUGUAGAAGCUUAUUGCGUUAAUAAGCCAAUGUCAUGAUUCCUCGAAUAUUUCUGUUUAUUGGGUAUAGAUGGCACAGGCAUAACUCACUGCCCAUAUAACAGCACACAUUCCUCAAGAAAGCAACAUGGAAGCGGUAUUUUGAGGGUUUGCCGGACAGAAGUUUGAGCCGAGUAUUAGACGCGGCCCGUUGUGGAAACCGGCGAGACCCACCAGGAU